Papaver somniferum (opium poppy) is the source of this 372-nucleotide messenger RNA. RefSeq lists its product as uncharacterized. The record is from RefSeq and is a predicted model, not a curated record. The coding region runs from base 1 to 372 and encodes 123 amino acids. The transcript is spliced from 2 exons. Lineage: Eukaryota; Viridiplantae; Streptophyta; Magnoliopsida; Ranunculales; Papaveraceae.
AUGGUAGGUGUUAAGGCAUGCUCCUCUCAUGCUUGUGCAACUUCUAAAUUAUCUCCUGGUGAUAGUGCUUUUCUGGACAAUGCAACAGAGUAUAGAUCUCUUGUUGGUAGUUUGCAAUACCUAACAUGGACCAGUCAUGAAAUCUGCUAUGUUGUUAACCAGGGGACAAUCGAUCAUGGUAUUCUCUUUACCAAAGCAAUGCAAGAUUUGCAAGGUUUCUCAGACGCCGAUUGGGCUGGUGACCCUACUGACAGAUGGUCCACUAGUGGGUUUUGUAUCUUGUUUGGGGAACAUCCAGUCACUUGGUCAUGCAAGAAGCAUCCCAGAGUUGCGCGCUCAUCAACCGAGGCUGAGUACCGUAGUCUUGCUUAA